Trichomonas vaginalis G3 is the source of this 1668-nucleotide messenger RNA. RefSeq names its product ATP-binding cassette subfamily D. Gene Ontology annotation, molecular function: ATP binding; ABC-type transporter activity; ATP hydrolysis activity. Gene Ontology annotation, biological process: very long-chain fatty acid catabolic process; peroxisome organization; fatty acid beta-oxidation. Gene Ontology annotation, cellular component: peroxisomal membrane. The coding region runs from base 1 to 1668 and encodes 555 amino acids. The record is from RefSeq and is a predicted model, not a curated record. NCBI's taxonomy places the organism in Eukaryota, Parabasalia, Trichomonadida, Trichomonadidae. The transcript has a single exon.
AUGUAUGAACGUGUUGAGCAUGAGCGAAAACUUAACGUAAUUGAUUUGUGGCAAAUUCUUAAGAGAUCAAUGUCAGUAGCUUCAUACAUAUAUAUAACACUGCUUGCAGUUGCAGCAAUCUUCGAAGUAUUUUUUGGAAAAUAUAUUGGAGAAUUUCCAUCAAAAAUGUAUGGAUACGUUGCUUCCAUGGAUCGUAAAUCAUUCAAAACAAGCUUAAUUUUAUACAGUGUAUUCAUUAUUCUUAUCUCCAUUGCAAUUGCUAUCAAACUAUGGUUUGCAGAUAGAUUGGCCAUAGUUCUAAGAGAUCAGCUAGUUCAAAAAAUACAAAAAGAUUAUCUUCACGGCAAUACUUUUAAUGAUUUAUUAGUUUACGACUCUUUCAUUGAUAAUCCAGAUGGAAGAAUUACCAUUGACAUUCAGAACUGGAGUUCAAGCUUUUCUCUCGUAUUAAGACAAUUAAUUCAAACUCCAGUUACAAUUUUUUACUAUUUAGUGCUUGUUUGGGGACAAAUAGGCUAUUUAUCUGUUUUACUUUGUUUUGUUUUCUCAAUUUUGUCAAUGAUUAUAUCUUAUUUUGUCAUGAAACCAGUAAUGAAAAUAACAUUCGAAUUUUCACAUGCUGAUGCAUCGUUUAGAGAUGUACAUGUAACACUAAAAGAUAAUGCAGAAGUUGUUGCGCUUUCAAGGGCUCAAAAUCAAGAAUAUAAACUUAUUACAGAAAGAUUUUCAGAUGUUCUCAAUGUUCAACGAAGCCGUGCAAACAAAUCUCUUCCUCUCAACUUGGUGACUAAUCUUUUCGCGUAUUUUGGAGGAAUUAUGGAGUAUGUCUGCUUAUUAAUUUAUUUUACAAUGAAUACUAUAGAAAUGACACCUGCUGAGAUAUCAGCAUUUGCUUCUUAUAGUGGGUUCCUUACUAUUAUGCUUAUCUCUGGUCUCUGUGCAAUAUUGAAUGUUAUGCUUGAGAUUUCUAAGCUCUGUGGCUAUAACUAUAGAAUUUACGAGCUUUGGAAUACAUUAUCUGACUAUAAAAAAGAGCUUUUUGAUAAGCCUCCAUCAGAAUCGAUUGAAUUCAAUGAUGUAACGUUUUCACGACCAACAGGAGAAAUAUUAGUUAGGAAUAUGACAUUUUCAAUCAAUAAGAAUGACUCUGUUUUCAUCACUGGGCCAUCAGGAGCAGGAAAAUCCUCAUUAUUUAGAGUAAUUUCAAGAUUGUGGCCAAUUGAGAAAGGAGAGAUUAGAUCCCCAAGGCCAACGCCAUCUGAUAUACUGAUAUUUACUCAAAGACCGUAUCUUCCUCUAUUUUCUUUAUAUGAUUGUGUCACAUUUCCAAAUGCAUCAGCUAUUUCCGAUUAUACAGAGAUUGACAGCAUUCUAAGAUUCCUGGAGAUUCAUUAUCUUGUUAAUAGACCUCCAGAAAAUUGGCAACAAGGAUUAUCCCCAGGUGAACGUCAAAGAGUUGCAAUCGCACGCCUAUUCUUCAGUAAGCCAAAGUUUGCUCUUUUGGAUGAAGCAACUAGUGCAAUUCCUCAAGUUUUGGAAGAAAAGAUUUUCGAAAAAGCAACUGAGCUUGGUAUUACAUUAAUUACUAUUGCCCAUAAUCUAAAUCUUAAGAAAUUCCAUUCCCAUAUAUUAGAACUCGAUGGUGCGGGUGGAUAUACCCUCAAUUAA